Molecule: messenger RNA, 2340 nt
Organism: Thamnophis sirtalis
Lineage: Eukaryota; Metazoa; Chordata; Lepidosauria; Squamata; Natricidae
Source: RefSeq, a predicted model, not a curated record
UAGCGUAGCGUCGUGGGUGGUAAGUAUGCAUGCGCGUACUGGUUGCACCGGGAUCUGGAACCCACCACUAGGCUAGUGUUACAGAACAGUCCUCCUGUAAAAUCAGUUGCUGAGCAGACUGAACAUAAACAAGUGUAGUAACAUUUGAAGAAUCUCUUUGCGUGCAUAAACAUCCCUUAAUAUCUUUUUAUUGGCACUCUGCUAGACAAAUAUCUGGUCACAAUAAAAAAGUGCAGAAGCUAUAUGAAGAAAUGGAGCAGCAAAUUGAGAUGGAGAAACAAAAACUGCAGAAUGAGAGUAAAGCCAGGAGCCAGCUGCAUUACAUGGAGAUGCAGCAAGAAUUGGAUGUUAGAGAACAGGAAAUUCAGCAUUCCUUUAUUGGUCAAAAAGAGCUUGAAACUCAGUUGCUCAGCCUCAGGGAGAAACAACUGGUGACCAGCACCCAAACUCAGCAGCUGGAACAAAUCAAGAAAAGCCUUGAAAAUCAGCUCCAGCAAACCCUCCACCAGCUUCAAAAGACUGAAAGAUGCCUGGAUGUCAUGAAGGAUAGUAUAUCCCAACUCUACAGUGAAGGCAGAGACACAGAAAUAGAGGGAGACACCAGCAAGGAUCCUCACUCUGAGCAGGAUCCUGUGAAUUUAGAUGAGACGAUCUUCUGUCAACAGGAGGUGAACAUGGAAUGUAUUCUGAAUGAGGAUAAAAUAGAUAGCUCUAUACAACAGACAUCUGAUGAUGUGACAUCAAUGACUGAAGCUGAUGUAGAAUCUGGUGGAAGAGUGAUUUCCACUGAAGAGGACCCUUUGAUAGAGCAUUUUGUAGAUGAAGAUCAAUACUUUCUACAGGAGCCUUCAGAUACAAAUUCUUUGUUUAAAGAGUUGAAUGAGGCUAUUGCAGCACAGAACAAAAAGUCUGGAUCCCAUUAUCAAGAAAUAGAUAAUUUUGGUUUUCAACAAGAGCCCUUGGAUCGUAUUAAAUAUUGUGAAAAUUCUCAACAAAAUAUAAUGCUUCUGUCUCCAACAAAAGGAUGCUCAACAAACAAAAACGUACAUAAUGGAAUUUCUGAAGUGGCUAUAUCAGAAGCAGGAGGUUGCUUUAGAGAAGUUCCAGUUCGUGUACAAGUCAGAGAUCUGGAGAUGAAGAGAGCUAAUUUUUCUAAAAUCAGAAAGGAAGUCAAAACUACAGAGCCUACACUGAGAGAAAGGUUUGCUUCCAUGAUGAAACCUUUUGUUUAUCCAAACUUGGCAAUACAGGUCAGUGACUACAACAAAAUCCCAAAUGAAAGUGAGAUUCUACUUUUAGAAGGGGAAACCCAACCUGAACGUAAGAAGAAAGUUUUAAAACACAACGAUACCAUUCAGGUGCCACAGUUAUCCACUGAAGAAGGUGUGGCAAGCCAGUCUGCAAAAAUGAAAAUUCUAGAUAGAAAAAUAUCUCAGAAUCAACAUCCUCUACUGAAAAAUGUGCCAUCAGAGUAUUUUCUGUCCAAGGUGGUUCUACCCAAGUUACCUGCAGGGCAUAAUCCAAGCAGUCAGUUACAGAAUAUGGUUGGACCAGGAACGCACACAGAACUUGCUGAAAUAUUAAAGAUGAACUCAUCAGAAGGCAGAAGGGAAAGACGGAUUGGUCCAUCUGAAUGUAAGAAGAAUCAAGAGGCCAGUGCAGAAUUUAAUGAAGAAACCAGUGUUAGAACAGAAGUUUGUGAUUUCCAAAUGAAUAAAGAAACUUCUAAAGACACGGCCAUUCUGUAUUCUCAUCCAGAUCACUUUUAUAAUGUACUAUUUGUAGGAGACUCUAAUGUUGGCAAAACUUCCUUUUUAAACAAGUUGCAGAAUGAUUCUUUUGAAGCAAAAGUGACUGCAACUAUAGGAAUGGACUAUCGGAUCAAAAACCUGAUUUUGGAUAGCAAAUGCUUUGCUUUACGUCUGUGGGACACAGCUGGGCAAGAAAGAUAUCACAGUAUCACCAAGCAGUUUUUCCGAAAGGCUGAUGGAGUUGUUUUGAUGUAUGACAUCACCUCAGAAUACAGUUUUACAGAUGUGCAGUACUGGUUGAACUGUGUCCAGGAAGGAGCUGGAGGUGAAGUUGUCAUCCUUCUGCUUGGUAACAAAACGGACUGUAGUGUGGAAAGGAGGGUAUCUGUAGAGAAUGGAACAUACUUGGCCAAGGUGUGUGGACUUCCAUUUUAUGAAUGCAGUGCUGCUUCAGGUUACAAUGUCACAGAAUCCAUAGUACAAUUAGUCAGGUUGAUGAAAACUCAGGAAGACCAGUUAAAAAAGAAGGCUCUAGACUUGCCAGUGCAACUUGAAAAUAAGAGAAGUUGUUGUUUAUAAAGUGGAAAAG